GAGCUUUGUAGCAGAUGGAAAGAUGUGCCGCUGCUUCUGGGGUGUCAGAGAGGGAGUUUAUCAAGAAGGCAGCAAGAAGCGAGCAGCAGGGAUACUCCACCCAUGACAUCAUCCACUUUUUCAAGUUCAUUUUCUCCCUGCUUUGCUUUUCAUCUGUUGCGUUUAGUUCCUGAAGCUGUGGGUGCAGUCCUGGGGGCCACAAUGGGCCUGUCAUUCUGAGGAAAUGAAGGCGAAUUCCCAGUCAGCCAUGACAUCGGUACAAACUCCUCCCCUCUCUCGGUCGGGGUCCUCUCCUUCCACUGUGGGUCUGGCCAAUCGCAGCGGCCCCUCUGCCGCUCCUCCCACCUCCCUCAGCCUCCGCUCCUCAUACAACCAGCUGCUGGGGCGGGAUGUCAUCAAGGAGUCCAUGGAAACCGGAAGUUCGGCUACUUUGCCCAAGAGCCGCCAGAGGCACACCAUGACCAGCGUGCGGAGCGUCAUGGGGAUCAGUGACAACUUGGCUCUGUCCUCGAAAAACCAGCCAGUGACCAGAGGGAGAGGCCUUCCCACCAAGUCCUCGUCCAGUUCUGCUCUCUACUCCUCCUCCUCGUCGUCCUCGCUGUUCAAUGCAACCAACCCCAAGCUGGCCAAGAAUGGAGCCAACAUGCAGAGACGAGCCGAGAGCCAGCAGCUGGAGCUCAGCAGAGCCAAUACAGAGAGCAAGAUCCACAAUGAUCUCAUCAAUAAUCCCAGCUCAGACUGGCUAGAAUUCGGGAAAGAUAACUCACAGCUGCCUCCGUUUCGAAGAAGAACCAAGAGCUUCUUGGAGUACCACGGUAAGGGCUGGGAUCUGGACUUCAGCUGGGGAAACAAAGAGGAGAAGGAGGAGAAGAAGCAGCAGCCCUCCCCAGAGAAGGAGCAGGCCAGCCCAACUAAAGAGAGAGAGAGCCAGAAGGAGGAGAAACUCAGCAACAAGCAGACCUGCCAGGAGGAGAAGGAGGAGGUUGAGCCAGUGGUGGAGGUCGAUGAAGAGGAUGAGCCCACCCCAACUCCGAGGCAGCCUCUCCUCCCAGUGGUGGUCGAAGCACCUCUUUCCUCCACCUCCUCUUCUUCCACCAACAGCCCCGAGUGGGUGUCAGACAACCUCAACCACCUCCAGAACCAGACUCAAGCCCAGAUCAAAGAGGAGCUCUGUGUCCAGGUUCAGGCCGCCCCGCGCAGCCCCGCCAAGCCCCCGCGGAGCUCCCAGCCCCGGGUGAUCAAGGUGGAGCUGCACCCCAACAAUGAGAACCAAUUCCUGCAGCAGUACCCGCCGUCUUCCCCUAAACAGGCCAGAGCAGCCGAGAGGAGCACGCCCACCAAGAACCGGGCGCCGCCCCCCCUGCCGGAUCCCGAACCGGAGAAACCAGAGACGGGGCUCCCCAAAGUGGGCUUAAGAAUGGAUCUGACUCCUGACUCUCCAUCAGAGGAUGAAGACUCCAGCUGGACCACGCUGUCUCAGGAGACUCCCUCUCCACAGAGUCCACAGGAGACAGCAGACGUAUGGGCUGAAGGGGACCUGCCUCCAGGCUGGCGGGAGAUCUCAGACUCAUCAGAGGUCUAUUUCUGGCACAUUCCCACCGGAACCACCCAGUACGACCGACCCGUGGCCUCCGGGAACCAAAACGCUACAUCUGACAAAGAGCCCGACCUGCAGCAACAAACACAGGACUCCCUCAGACCGCCCAAUGAGCGUCCCAGCAGCCUGAUCUCUGACAGCUCGGUGGAGCCGGUCCCCUCGCCCUCCGGCUCGUCCCCCUCCUCUUCCUCUACUCCGUCCAAUGAUGUCACUUCCUCUGAACAAAACCUUGACAGCAGCCCCUGCACAGCAAAUGGUCUGAAGGACUAUCCGGUCUAUCCAGAUCCCAGCCUGAAGGCAUUUGAAGGAGCCACUCUCAGAUACGCUUCACUCAAACUGAACAGUCUUCCAGCCCAACUGGAAACGGUGGACCUGAACAACACAUUUGAUCCCGAGGCAAUGUCGUUUCCAGUUCGAUCUCUGGGCUGGGUGGAGAUGGCGGAGCAGGACCUGUGCGAGGGGAGGAGCAGUGUGGCCGUCCACCACUGCAUCAGACAGCUGUCCUACUGCAGACGGGACAUACGAGACUCUGCCGGCGUCUGGGGAGAGGGUAAAGGAAUGCUUUUAGUCCUUCAGGACCGCAUGCUAACCCUUGUUGACCCAGACGAUCGCAGCUUGCUCCACUCUCAGCCAAUCAGCAGCAUUCGUGUGUGGGGCGUUGGCCGAGACCAUGACAGAGAAAGGGAUUUUGCCUAUGUGGCCAGAGACAAGAACACACGGGUGCUGAAGUGCCACGUGUUCAGAUGUGAUACCCCUGCUGCAGCCAUCGCCACGAGUCUCCACGAAAUCUGCUCCAAGAUUAUGGCUGAAAGAAAAAGUGCCAAAGCUGCUGCUGGCAGCUCCUCUCAGAACGGUUCCGACGUCCCCCUGCAAGAAUUCCCCAUGCCAAAGACGGAGCUGGUGCAGAAGUUUCAUGUGCUGUAUCUGGGUAUGACAUCUGUGUCUCGACCGAUAGGUAUGGAUAUCAUAAAUGGGGCAAUAGAAAGCCUCCUGUCGUCCACAGGCAAAGAGGACUGGACUCCUGUCAUACUGAGCAUUGCUGACACCACUGUGGCUGUGAUCAAAGAAAAGGAGGAGGAAGAGGAGGCGCUCGUGGAGUGCCGCGUUCGAUUUUUGUCCUUCAUGGGCGUGGGUCGGGAUGUGCAUACGUUUGCCUUCAUAAUGGACACUGGGAACCAGCACUUCCAGUGCCACGUGUUCUGGUGCGACCCCAACGCCGGCUGCGUGUCGGAGGCUGUGCAGGCAGCUUGCGUGCUCCGGUACCAGAAGUGUCUGGUCGCUCGGCCGCCCUCCCAGCGUGCCGGCUCGUCGUCCUCGCCCUCCGCGGACUCAGUGACCCGGCGAGUGACCACCAGCGUGAAGCGCGGCGUCCAGUCUCUCAUAGACACUCUGAAACCCAAGAAACAGCCGUCAGAACUCCCCCAGCAAUGACCGUCACCGCUGACCACUCGCACCGCCCCCCCCCAGCCUGGAAGCCACUCACACUAUCGCCACGACGACGACACUGAACCCGUACCAGCCAUGGUGACUACCAGUGUACAUAGAGCAUAACAAAUCUCACUGCAGAUGAAGGAAAGAAGAGCCGUCAUCAAACGUGCCCGACGAUUUAACGAUCCAUCAAAAAUGAAAACGCGCCUGUUAUGGAAAAAGCUGGUGUCACUGGUUGAACUUUGACCUUUGAACGCUGUUCCGCCCAAGUGGAACUCACCUUCUACACAUGAAAUUUCUAAAAAAAAACAAAUUAAACGGAUGGAUUACCUGACCGUGCACUCUACAGACAGGAUAAAGGAUUACCCAGGAAAAAAAAAAAAAGAAAAGAAAAGAUGAAAUUUCUACUCAGAGUCGUUAUGGAGCCACUCAUUGGUUUACUCAUUUUUCCUUCCAUCUGUCUCUUUUUGAACUCCUGGAACGGUUGAGCUGCAGCGAACCCUCCAUGAGAAAAAAAGUCAUUGUCCUGCUGUGAUGGGGUUGUGACAGGUGAAUGAAAAAAGUAACCAGGAGCAGACCGUCCUCAGCCUCCAGGGUCCAAUCACGUGGCAUCGAAUGUUUCAAACCCUUCAGCGUGCGACAAACUGGAAGGAGACAAAACGUUUUCAUCUAAUAAUGAAUGAAGUGAUUGUAAAAAUAAGGUGUCUGUAAAUGAUUGUAUGUAGGAGGAGAGUUUUUAGGGCGCAAGAGGGUGGAGGAUGAAGCGGGGGUGUUUUGCAUGUUUCUGUGAUGGGAUACAUUUUAUGUUGGUGAGUAAACGGUUCCUCUAAAUUGACUGGUGAACACAUGAAAAAAUACAUACUCUCAGCACAAUUCAUCUCCACUUGAUCAUGACUGGAUUAACACUGGCACUAAAAAUUCUAACCCAAUCCACAGCGAAACAAGGCUACUCUUCUUUUACAAAAAUACAGUCAAAGAUUGUCAUUUUGGUUUUGAAUGAAUUCUUAAAUGAAGGGUUGAAUCAGCAGAGGAAAGUUAAACAGUUUUUAUUGUUUUUCAAAGCUUUAAAUGAGUGAUGAUUGUAAUUUUUUUUCUGAAAUGUAAAAAAAAAAAA
Messenger RNA from Salarias fasciatus (jewelled blenny), 4139 nucleotides. It is a transcript of the gene apbb2a, whose product is annotated as amyloid beta (A4) precursor protein-binding, family B, member 2a. The record is from RefSeq and is a predicted model, not a curated record. The transcript is spliced from 15 exons. NCBI's taxonomy places the organism in Eukaryota, Metazoa, Chordata, Actinopteri, Blenniiformes, Blenniidae. Gene Ontology annotation, biological process: regulation of DNA-templated transcription. Gene Ontology annotation, molecular function: transcription factor binding; amyloid-beta binding. Bases 224 to 3028 code for a protein of 934 amino acids. Gene Ontology annotation, cellular component: cytoplasm; nucleus.